Messenger RNA from Acanthamoeba castellanii str. Neff, 1320 nucleotides. RefSeq names its product fungal Zn(2)-Cys(6) binuclear cluster domain containing protein. Lineage: Eukaryota; Discosea; Longamoebia; Acanthamoebidae. The transcript is spliced from 2 exons. The record is from RefSeq and is a predicted model, not a curated record. The coding region runs from base 1 to 1320 and encodes 439 amino acids. Gene Ontology annotation, biological process: regulation of DNA-templated transcription. Gene Ontology annotation, molecular function: DNA-binding transcription factor activity, RNA polymerase II-specific; zinc ion binding.
AUGUCUUCGCCAUUGACUGAAGAUCUGUGCUUUUCGCCCGACGAUUACGAUGACAACCCGGAUCAAGAGGAUGAGGAUGGAGGACCCAACCACAAGAAGCGCAAGCAAGUCAAGCGUGCCUGCUUCAGCUGCCGCAAGGCCCAUGCCCGAUGUGACGAAGAGCGCCCCUGCCGUCGAUGCAUCCGCACAGGCUGCGAGUCCACAUGCGUCGAUGUGCCGCGCAAGAAGCGUGUUCUCAAGAAGCCCGCCAAGAUGGAGACUGUCGGCCUCAAGCGCGGCCGGAGGAGGCGACUCGACGAGAGCGGGGAGGGCUGCGAGAGCGGCGGCGAGAGCGAUUCCAAGAACUUCUACUUCGACGUCGCCGAAGAUGAGGUGCUCGAGGGCGGCAGCGUAGCGGGCAAGACCACCCCGUUGUCCGCCAGCAGUUCAUCAUCUUCGACCUCCACCUCCUCGACCUCCAGCAGCUCGUUGACCACGGUCAAGAAGUUCGACUUCACCUCCAUCGCCAUCAACACCACCGAGGACCUCAAGCUCUCGUGGAAGGACUCGCUGCUCGACUCGAUGACCUUUGCCCACACCGACGACGCCGAGGCCAAGGAGUCCGCCGCAGGCGACAAGGAAGAAGAGGCCGACUUCUGCUUCGACCUGGGCAAGUCGAGCGACGACGAGCGGUGCCUCGAGGAGAUACCACAGGAGAUGGUCAGAGAACUGACCGAGCUGCGCUCCUACAACUCUACGCUCCAGGACAUGAUCAAGGACGUCCAGCAGUUCAACUCCUACCAGAGGAAGAAGCGUCGCCAGUGGGAGCUCAGCAAGAUCAACAACGGCACCAGCGCCUCCACCACCCCCGGUUCGGGUGCGCUCGCCGCCACCGCCGCCCCCAGCGACGCCCUGCCCCAGUGGCUCGUGAGCGACUUCUCCAGCCUCUCCAACAAGCUCGUCGACCUUUCGUCCGACCCGACUCACGCCUCUUCCACUUCAUCAUCGUCGUCGAUCUCCUCCUCGGCCGGCUCGGCCGGUGGCGCCGCUCACCACGGCCACGGCGGCCGCUCUGCCGGCGACGAGGGCGAGAUGGACUACCUCGGCGCCUGGCAGCAGUCGAUGGCCAACCACGGCGCCCCGCUCCAGCUGCCGACGCAGCUCGCGCUCCUCGCGGGCCACCACUCGAUGCUGCAGCUCCCGGGUCAGCUGACGACCCAGCAGCAGGCCCAGCCUCAGCAGCAGGUCCAGCAGCCCCUCGCGGCCAACAACGCGGCGGCCAACGCGCCCCAGAGCGGGCCUGCUCCCUUCACCACGUCGCUGCCCUUCACCGAAGUCUGA